GUUAGUAAUAGCUGUAAACAACACUUGAGGAAAGGUCGGCUGUUGUAUGAAAUGGAACUUUCUGAUGGCGCUUGAGGAAACCUAAGUUCUUUGCUUAUGUUAAGAGUCACCGUGGUUCAAAUUCUGUACAUCCAACUUUGAUGCAGGCCGAUAGAGCUCAUGCGUAUGCGGACUCUGAAAAGGCUCCUGUACUUGGUGAGCUGUAUGCAGGGACUUUUGUUCAUGAGGCCUCCUUGACUAGCGUGGAACUUGUCCCCAGAUUCAUUGAGGGUUCGUAUUUAGUUGAAAUUACGGUGGCAAAAACGCAAGUGCUUAAGCUGCUGCAAGAACUGAACCCUACUAAAGCAGCUGAGCCUGAUUCAAUUCACCCGAAGCUUAUGCAUGCGUUGGUAGUGGAACUAAAUGGACCGCUGACGAUGAUGUUUCAGGUGUUACUUGACAGCUGCACAUUGCCUUCUGAGUGGUAGGUGGCCGUCCUCUUUUCUAUCUAAACAUGGCGACAGAAGUCUGUCGGCCAAUUAUAGGCCAGUCAGCCUGACUAGCGUCGUGGUCAGACUGUUUGAAA
This is a messenger RNA of Dicrocoelium dendriticum, 565 nucleotides long. NCBI's taxonomy places the organism in Eukaryota, Metazoa, Platyhelminthes, Trematoda, Plagiorchiida, Dicrocoeliidae. The record is from the annotation of a GenBank genome assembly.